Molecule: messenger RNA, 2462 nt
Organism: Striga asiatica
Lineage: Eukaryota; Viridiplantae; Streptophyta; Magnoliopsida; Lamiales; Orobanchaceae
Source: the annotation of a GenBank genome assembly
GGAAAAAGGAAGAACCAACAAGAUAGGUUUUUAUAAAUAAUAAAUAUACAAAUAAACUCUUCACCUCUACUUUCUCGUGAAAAAAGAAAAGAAAAAAGAUAAAAAGAAAAGAAAAGUCUCAUGAAGUUACUAUGGUUCAUACUUUUCACGAACCUUUAAAACCCUUUCUUUGCCCCCGUAAAGAUGACAGUUGAGAAAAGCCUGAGCCUGAUAAACUAGUACAACAUUUCUGGUAAUUUACCAACAUUUUUCUCCCCACAAUCAUGUCCGAAAAAUCGCACGAGGAGGCUUUUAAAUCGAUCGAGAAGCUUCCGGAUGACGAAUCCUGGCCGUCGAAUUUGAUUCGGGCACCGUCACUGUCACCUCGCACGCAGACAGAAGAUCAAAAUCCAGGAAACACGAAAGUUGACCAGAAAAACGAAGAGAUUCAAGACGAGGAGAGUGAUUUUUCAAUGGGGAAGCUGAUCAGACAAGCUUCACUGACCAAUUCGGAAAGCUUUCCCCCGAGAAGACAUGUCAAGAAAUUAGCUCCAAACUCUAGCAUAUCAAGGCAUGGGUCAAUAAUGAAGACGGACCUAAGUAAACUCGGGGGCCCGUCCGGCAAGAUCAUUAGAGCUCAACGCGUAAUGAAUCAACUCAAGACACAAAAGAGUAUGAAUGAUCUCGAGUUAUACAAUGAACUCCAAGGUUUCAAGGACUUAAGUUUAGAUCCUGAGUCGUCUAAUGGUCAAACCUCGGCUUCUCCAAACGGUAAGAAAUCAGCGGAGGACAUCAAGGCACAAAUCAAGUUCUGGGCUCGAGCCGUGGCUUCAAACGCGCGUCAGGAAAGCUAGUUAUUCCUAUUCCACGAUUAUGUCCAAUCUUUUCAGUUAAACUGAAUGAAUGACAUGUGUAUAAUAUGAAGUGGAAUAUGGGAUGGGCAGUACGUACUCUACUCAAUGCUAACCUAUAGGUAUAGCAUAGUUUGUUUACUACUUUAUGUGUUACGUUAUUGAAAUUGACUUUAGAAUAACAAGUGAUUUGAUCACUAAGAAACUCUGAUUUGUAAUGUUUGUGCAUUUGAAAUUUCUAUGUUGCGUGAAUAAUAUGAUCAUAUUAUGAUAUAAUAUUGUGUAGCUACAAGUGUAGCAGACAGUCUUUGGUCAAUUGGUAAAGUUACUUGCUAUUUUCUCAUGAUGGGCAUUUGUUUCUUAGGGUUAAUUUGGUUGGGGUGAUGUAUUAGACGGUUUAAAUCAAACAUGUGUUUAUUUAUUAUACGUGAUUGGUGGUUCGAAUAGUGUAUUGCUACACAACGUUUGCUUCUCUAGACAAUUCAAGCGAACGGGAGCCCUCGCACGAAAGGAGUAAAGAGUUGUCAUACGAUGAUUUCGUACAUUUUGCGAAAAUAUUUUGUUUUGUCGUACCGUAACUAAUAAUGGCGCGUCGUAAGUUCACCUUGCGCCUUUAUUGCAUUACAAACUAUAGAAUAUCAAAACAUUACAUCUACAAGGGGACGAUUCGUUCGUACUUUCUUCAAAAACCCGACCCUCAUUGUUUCCGAAAGAUCGAAGCCCCAUUCGGACUAGUCAUCAACUCCUCACGAUAAUGCUCGUCAUUCCCAACAACUUCACGCACUUUCUUGCCAAACUUCUCGAAUUCCUCAUACCUCACGAGCGACCUAUCACCAAACCGAGGCAGUGGGGCCGCGUUCCGAUCCAGAAACUGCAGAACCACGACAGAGACCACCGAGCAAACAAACAUUGGGAUCGGCCCAAAAAUCCAGAACAACAAAUUCGUCGCGAAAUAGAGAGACCUCAAACCGACAACCCAAAAGUUGCUAUCUUUAAUAACCGCGCCCUCGACGUUUUCCACGGGCAUCUCGCAAUUCGGCAUGCUUAUGAGGAAAUUGGCGUGCACGAAACACCUAGCCGUUUGGACAAAACACGCGAAGGCUACCAUGAAGCACGCGAGUAGUGACACGUACUUGAGGUAAGCAACCGUGGGGCUCGUGUUUCCGUACACCGUGUCGGUUAGGUAUUCAUUGUGGUACGAGCUCCCGAUCCACGCGCCAAUAAGCGAACUCAAUGCAAGGGAGAUUGAGGCUAGUGACGUGGCGGCCGAUAUGUUGGAGCUUAUGAUGGAAAUCGCUUGGCCUCUCUCCUUUGGCUCGACCUGCGAAAGCUCGUCCGUCGUCAGUAGAAAUAAGUUUAUUCUCGGCUAGUCGAUUGCUCGGGAAAAGCGAGUAGGCUCACCUGCAAGAUUCGUGCUACCCAAGCCCGCCGGUUGUGGUUUUCGUAGCCGAUGACCGUGGUCUCGGGGCAGUUGAGGCAUUUGUGAAGGUGAAAGAGAUGGUAGCCAAAAAAGAUGAUGAGACCACUUGGGACUAGGAUAAGAUCCAAGUAUUCUUCCUUCCAUGCUAGCACCAUUUCUUCUUAUUCUUCUUGUACUAGAUUGAAAUUUGUAGUGUGUGUGUGUGUGUGUGU